AUGUUGCGUGAAGACAACCUGUUGCAAGACAAAACGUUGCGUGAAGACAACAUGUUGCGUAAAGACAACAUGUUGCGUAAAGACAACAUGUUGCGUAAAGACAACCUGUUGCAUGAAGACAACUUGCUCAAGAAGACAAAACGUUGCGUGAAGACAAAACGUUGCGUGAAGACAAAACGUUGCGUGAAGACAACAUGUUGCGUGAAGACAACAUGUUGCAAGACACACCGUUGCGUGGAGACAAAACGUUGCGUGAAGACAACAUGUAGCGUGAAGACAACCUGUUGCAAGACAAAAUGUUGUGUGAAGACAACAUGUUGCGUGAAGACAACAUGUUGCGUAAAGACAACAUGUUGCGUAAAGACAACAUGUUGCGUAAAGACAUGUUGCGUAAAGACAACAUGUUGCAUACAGACAUGUUGCGUGAAGACAACAUGUUGCGUGAAGACAACAUGUUGCGUGAAGACAACCUGUUGCAAGACAUAACGUUGCGUGAAGACAACAUGUUACGUAAAGACAACAUGUUGCGUGAAGACAACAUGUUGCGUGAAGACAACAUGUUACGUAAAGACAACAUGUUGCAUGAAGACAACAUGUAGCGUGAAGACAACCUGUUGCAAGACAAAAUGUUGUGUGAAGACAACAUGUUGCGUGAAGACAACAUGUUGCGUAAAGACAACAUGUUGCGUAAAGACAACAUGUUGCGUAAAGACAUGUUGCGUAAAGACAACAUGUUGCAUACAGACAUGUUGCGUGAAGACAACAUGUUGCGUGAAGACAACAUGUUGCGUGAAGACAACCUGUUGCAAGACAUAACGUUGCGUGAAGACAACAUGUUACGUAAAGACAACAUGUUGCGUGAAGACAACAUGUUGCGUGAAGACAACAUGUUACGUAAAGACAACAUGUUGCAUGAAGACAACAUGUUGCGUGAAGACAACUAGCUCAAAAAGACAAAACGUUGUGUGA
Nerophis lumbriciformis (worm pipefish) is the source of this 969-nucleotide messenger RNA. The record is from RefSeq and is a predicted model, not a curated record. NCBI's taxonomy places the organism in Eukaryota, Metazoa, Chordata, Actinopteri, Syngnathiformes, Syngnathidae.